AGGAGGAUGCCCGUUGCCGUAAAACCUCAAAGAAGAAGAUUCUGCAGACGUCACUUCCUGUCUUGCGCAGAAGCGACGUGAGCCAGCUAUGGCGGUGGCGGCGGAGAAAUCAACGAAAGAGCAGCUGCUCUCCGUGUUGGAUGAUUUGGAGGUUUUAUCCCGGGAGCUGAUAGAGAUGUUGGCUCUGUCCAGGAGCCAGAAACUGCCCCAGCCAGGAGAGGACACUCAGAUCCUGGAGCUGCUGGUGCAGAGGGACAGGGAGUUUCAGGAGCUGAUGGAGGUGGCUCAGCAGCAGGGGAAGGUGCACCAGGAGAUGCAGCUGCUGGAGAAGGAGGUGGAGAAGAGAGACAGCGAUAUCCAGCAGCUCCAGAAACAGCUGAAGGAAGCCGAACACAUCCUGGCGACUGCUGUUUACCAGGCGAAAGAGAAACUCAAAUCCAUUGACAAAGCCCGGAAAGGAAGCAUCUCUUCAGAGGAAAUCAUCAAGUACGCUCACAGAAUCAGUGCCAGUAACGCCGUGUGUGCUCCUCUCAACUGGGUGCCAGGUGACCCACGCAGACCCUACCCUACUGACCUGGAAAUGCGCAGUGGGAUGCUGGGUCACAUGGCCAACCUGCCGACCAACGGCGUGAACGGACACCUGCCAGGUGACGCUCUGGCUGCCGGGAGGUUGCCCGACGUCUUGACGCCUCACUACCCCUGGCAGUCCUCGGACGUCUCCGUGGGGAUGCUGCCUCCUCACCACGGCAACGACUUCGGCCUGGAGCCUCCGGGUCACAACAAGGAGAACGAGGACGACGUGGAGGCCAUGUCGACGGAUUCCUCCAGCAGCAGCAGCGACUCCGACUGAAAGACAGCGUCUCUCUCUGUGUGUGUGUGUGUGUGUGUGUGUGUGUGUGUGUGUGUGUGUGUGUGUGUGCGCGUGCGUGUGUGUGGGGUCACCAUUGAGCAACAUCUGAUCAAAUAUCUACACCUUUUAGUCAUUUACAACGUAGGCGAGUGCAAGACUUGCUCCAAACAUAGUGUGCGCGAUUGUUUUAAGGUGAAGCGUUGUGAGCUCGCAGCUCGUCUCUACAGACGUCAGUCUGUCGUUUUAUCUGCCUCUGCCUGUCAGUAACGGAGGAGCUCGUCGCUACAAUGGAAAGAUUGAUUUAAAGACUAAUAUAGAGGAAUGAAAGUCAUUUAUCAUCAUCAUUUCAGCUGAGGUCUUUAGUUCCUCACUAUCUUUUAUUAAAAACGUGCCGUCGUUUAUUUACGUUUUGUAGAAUGAGUCGGUUUUGUAAGAGUAGCUUUUAGUUUUCCUUAUUGUAGAUUCCUUGCGUUCGUAAAGAGGGCUACGUUUCUGUCUGAAGCGGCUAGUAACAGCUUCAGCUUCGGGAGUCGUUUUCUGUGAAUCUCAGCUGACUGAGGAUUGUUGUUGUUUCGUUACUUUGUGGAUCCACAGACUGCGUUCUGGGUCCCGGUGGGCUCAAAGACCAGCGUCGCCAAGCAGUUAAAGGUGUGAAGGCGUCAUCAUCAGCAUCAUCGUAAUUAAACGAGUCGAUCGUUUCUCCCGUCUAGACUUCUACAUGAAGACGUAAUUAGUUUAACUUCCUUCUGAAAGCUGGAACUUAAAGACAAACCAAACUUAAAAUUCGACUUCUCUUGCUCUUUGGUGACCCGUCAGCUGGAACAUGUACUGCGAGUGGUUAUAUAACAAUAUGGACAAAUGCUGUAAAUUUACCUCCGUGUAAAUAAGCUUGUACAUACUCAGCCGUGUAAAUAAAUACUUUUUGAAUUGUG
Messenger RNA from Siniperca chuatsi (mandarin fish), 1782 nucleotides. It is a transcript of the gene med4, whose product is annotated as mediator complex subunit 4. Gene Ontology annotation, cellular component: core mediator complex; mediator complex. The transcript is spliced from 7 exons. NCBI's taxonomy places the organism in Eukaryota, Metazoa, Chordata, Actinopteri, Centrarchiformes, Sinipercidae. Gene Ontology annotation, molecular function: transcription coregulator activity. The record is from RefSeq and is a predicted model, not a curated record. Bases 89 to 850 code for a protein of 253 amino acids. Gene Ontology annotation, biological process: regulation of transcription by RNA polymerase II.